Messenger RNA from Arabis nemorensis, 1878 nucleotides. The record is from the annotation of a GenBank genome assembly. NCBI's taxonomy places the organism in Eukaryota, Viridiplantae, Streptophyta, Magnoliopsida, Brassicales, Brassicaceae.
AUGAGUAAUAAGGAUGAGAGAUCGCCUUUUGAUGACCGGAGCAUUAGAGAGACCGCCUGUAAAGCCACCGCGGGAGCCGCCGCUGGGGUAAUUGCGGGGACUUUCGUGUGCCCAUUGGAUGUGAUCAAAACAAGGUUACAGGUUAUUGGUCUUCCUCUAACUCCACUGUCCGGACGUCAAAAAGGUAGUGUGAUUAUAAGAAGCCUACAAGAUAUAGUAAAAAAGGAAGGACUUAGAGGAAUGUAUAGAGGACUUUCACCAACCAUCAUUGCUCUCCUUCCCAAUUGGGCUCUAAAAGAUGUGCUUCAAUCAAAUAAUGAUGGCAAACUUAGUGUUGGGGCAAACAUAGUAGCUUCUGGUAUUGCUGGAGUUUCAACUACUAUUGUGACUAAUCCCCUUUGGGUCAUCCGUACAAGAUUAAUGACGCAAGGAAUGAGAACGGAUGUGGUACUUUACAAAACCGUAUUUUCCGCAUUUACUAGGAUUUUUCAUCAAGAAGGAUUGCGAGGAUUGUACAUUGGCCUUGUACCUUCUUUGAUUGGGGUAAGUCAUGUAGUGAUCCAACUCCCAGCAUAUGAAAUGAUAAAGCAAUAUAUGGCAGAGAUUGAUAUAUCUGUUUUCUAUGUAGAGCUGGAAGAGAUUUGGAGGAUUUUAACGUUGGUUUAUGUGAUUGUAGAUGAGAUAGCGAAGCUGUUUCCUGGUCUAUAUGGUCAGCCAUCUGUAUCAGUUGUUCCAGAUCAGAAUGCAGCUUCGUCGGGACAGAAACUGAAGAUCGGUGUUGUUCUAUCCGGUGGUCAGGCGCCUGGUGGGCACAAUGUCAUAUCGGGACUGUUCGAUUACUUGCAGGAGCGUGCAAAAGGAAGCACAUUUUACGGUUUCAAGGGUGGUCCAGCUGGUAUCAUGAAGUGCAAAUAUGUUGAGUUGAAUGCUGAGUACAUUCAGCCAUACAGAAACCAGGGUGGUUUUGACAUGAUCUGCAGUGGAAGAGACAAGAUCGAAACCCCUGAACAGUUUAAACAAGCUGAAGAAACAGCAAAGAAGCUAGAUUUGGAUGGAUUGGUGGUAAUCGGUGGAGAUGACUCCAACACCAAUGCUUGCCUCCUUGCUGAAAACUUCAGGAGUAAGAACUUGAAAACCCGAGUCAUUGGGUGCCCCAAGACCAUUGAUGGUGAUUUGAAAUGCAAAGAGGUUCCUACUAGUUUUGGGUUCGAUACAGCUUGCAAGAUAUACUCUGAGAUGAUUGGAAAUGUCAUGAUUGAUGCAAGGUCAACUGGAAAAUACUAUCAUUUUGUACGACUUAUGGGACGUGCUGCUUCCCACAUUACACUUGAGUGUGCUUUACAAACUCACCCAAACAUAACAAUUAUCGGAGAAGAGGUGGCCAAGAUUGAGACUGAGAAGAUGCUUAUUCAAAUGGUUGAGACUGAAUUGGAGAAAAGAAAGCAAGCUGGUGCAUACAAGGGACAAUUCAUGGGGCAGUCACAUUUCUUCGGUUAUGAAGGAAGAUGCGGGUUGCCUACAAAUUUUGAUGCCACCUACUGUUAUGCACUCGGUUACGGCGCUGGAGUUCUACUCAACAGUGGGAAGACCGGACUAAUUUCGUCGGUCGGGAACUUGGCUGCUCCUGUGGAAGAAUGGACUGUAGGUGGAACUGCUCUCACAGCCUUGAUGGAUGUCGAGAGGAGACACGGUAAGUUCAAGCCUGUGAUCAAGAAAGCGAUGGUGGAACUUGACGAUGCACCUUUUAAGAAGUUUGCAUCGCUGCGUGAGGAAUGGGCCUUGAAGAACCGAUACAUCAGCCCUGGUCCAAUCCAAUUCACGGGACCUGGUUCAGACGCUCUCAGCCACACUCUACUUCUCGAACUUGGAGCUCAAUAG